Messenger RNA from Prorocentrum cordatum, 152 nucleotides. The record is from the annotation of a GenBank genome assembly. NCBI's taxonomy places the organism in Eukaryota, Dinophyceae, Prorocentrales, Prorocentraceae.
GAGAUACUCGGCCGCCUCAAGGCUGCCGAGCUCGCGGGCGUCGACGUCCGCGCUCUGGACCAGACGUUCGGCUUUUUCCAGUGCGCCGACAGCGGGUCGGACGAGGUGUGCGCCUCCAAGAUUCUGUCCACCCUGAUGUAUCCUCAGGGCAG